CAUCCCUCACUAUACUCGACCUUGUUAUACCUUCGUUCGUAAAAGGGGGUUUCAUGUUACAUAAAUUCCCUUCUCCGACGGCGAUUUCUACAGGCUUUCUUGACUAAGUUCCUUCGCUUGUGAACGAAUGAAGAUCGGGGUUUGUUGAUUUAGUUUUAAUUGUUGUCGGUGUUGUUACAUUUCCUAAAUUGGAACAUCAACGAAAACCCUAACGAAUUUGACUGCAUCUCAGUUGGUGUAGCCUUCGAUUCGAUAUCAAGCUACCCUUGUUGUUACAGGAACAAGCAAACGAAGAUGGAGAUUUCAGGUGACUCAGUUUGCUGUGACGAUUCGGUCGGAGAUGAGGUUGUACAAGAGUUGUCCUUUUUCGAACAAGAUGAAGCUGAAAUUCCAAUUGAGUAUGUAGAUAAGCCUUUUAAUGAUGAUGCAGUGUAUGAGCUGAAUUUUUUUAGCGAUGAUCAAUGUGGGUCUGAAGAAACCGGUGCUGCAAUUGGUAAUGAGAAUACAUUGGAGACAAUUGAGGUGAAUAGUGUAGUUGACAUUUGUGCAAUUGACAUGAAGAGUCUUAUCCCUGUUCUAGUGGAAAGAUAUGAUUUUAAGAGUCUGGAGGUUGCAUACAUGUUUUAUGCCCAUUUUGCUCGUGCUAAUGGUUUUUGUGUGAGAAGAUUUAACGUAAUAAGAAGCAGGAAGACAGGGGAAAUAGUUCAACAGGAAUUUGUCUGCAACAAGAAUGGCAAGAGAGAAGACAGAGGGCUAUCGGUUGAACAAAGAAAGCGCACGCCAAGGAGGGACACAAGAUGUGGGUGUAAAGCAAUGUUUCGUGUACAUGUUGAUGUAACCACCACUCGGUGGUAUUGCACUUGGUUUAACAACGAUCACAAUCAUGAGUUAUUCGAUGAUGUGGAUUGCGGAUUGCAAGCUCCUCAUAGGAAACUUAGUUUGAGCGACAUAAUUCAGCUAAAUGGAAUGAAGGAUAUCGGGAUGGGUGUGCCUCACAUGUGGCGUGCUUUUGCUACUCAAUGUGGAGGCCAUGAGAAUGUCCCUUUCACAAAGAGAUCUGUAUAUAACCAAAUUGGCAAGCAAAGACAAAUGCAAAACAGCGAUGCUUCUUCAGCAAUUCAGUUCAUUUGUAAAAUGAGUUCUAGUGACAGCGAAAUGUACUGGGAGCGCACAAUAGAUAAAGAUCGCAGACUUCAGCAUCUCUUUUGGUGCGAUGGUAUUAGUCGUUUGAGUUACAAGGUGUAUGGUGAUGUUCUAGCAUUUGAUGCAACUUAUUCAAAGAAUAAGUAUUUGUUGCCUGUAGUGGUUUUCUCUGGAGUAAACAAUCACAACCGGACAACCAUCUUUGCUACUGCUGUUGUGGCUAACGAAACGGAAGAAACUUAUGUGUGGCUGUUAGAGCAGUUCCUCAAGGCAAUGGAUGGUAAACAUCCAAAUGCUGUAAUAACUGAUGGUGCUCCAGUGAUGAGAAAUGCAAUUCAUAGGGUUUUUCCAAAUGCACAUCAUCGAUUGUGUGCGUGGCACCUUCUCCGUAAUGCGAAUACCAAUGUUGGAAACCCUCAGUUUACUCAGGCUUUAAAGUGCUGCAUGUUUGGAGACUAUGAUGUGGGGAAAUUUGAAAAGAAAUGGGAUGAAAUGGUUGCAAAGUUUGGAUUGCAAAACAACGGAUGGGUUCAAGGAUUGUAUGAUACAAGGAAAAAAUGGUCCUCAGCUCACUUGCGGGGUAAAUUUUUUGCUGGAUUCCGGACAACCUCUAGAUGUGAGGGUUUGCAUUCUGAACUUGGAAAGUUUGUCCAUUCGCGUCAGAACUUGACUGAUUUCUUAGAGCAGUACCACCAUUGUUUAAAGCAGAUGCGGUUUAGAGAGGUUGCAGAUGAUUUUCAUUCCAUAGAUGGGAAUCCGGUUCCUCAAACAAAGAUGGAGGCGCUGGAGAUGUCAGGUGGGAAACAUUUUACUAAUGCUAUUUACCUGCUAUAUGUUAGUGUUCUUAAACAAGCUACUACGCUGAAAGUGUUACAAUGCCAUGAGGCAUUAACCUGCACCAUUUAUACUGUUGCGAAGCUAAUUUUAGGGGUGAAGGAGUGGCAUGUUUCAGUUUAUGCAGAACCAAGCGACUAUAAAUGUUCAUGUAUGAAAAUGGAGUCACGUGGCCUGCCAUGUGAGCAUAUUAUUGCUGUCUUACACCAUCUGAAGGUUGAGGAGUUACCCGAGUGCCUUAUAAUGAAAAGAUGGACGAAAGGUGCAAAGGACGGGGUUUAUAGUGCGAAGGGUGUUGGGGGUCACAUUUGGGACUCACAGAAAAGUGCACGUUGUGGAGCGUUGAUGGAUUUAUACAGAGUACUGAGUGAAUUAAAUUCUGAUACACUUGAGGAUUUCAAUAAUGCAAGGAAGAUUGCUAAUCAACAGAUUGAGCUAGGUCGAGCAAAGAGGUCUUGUCAAAAAGGGGAUGUAUCAAUGAAGAAAACUGAAUUUGCUAUGUUAAGGGACCCCGUGCGUAUAAGGUCAAAAAUGCGUGGUGGCAAGGGUGCAUCGUCUUCGGGAGUGAGAGGAAAACGUGUCUUGAACUGUUCAGUGUGUAAGCAACCAGGUCACAACAAGCUGACAUGCACAUUUUUGACAGCAAAUGGUGAAUCCGUGGUGAACAUUGGAAGUGAUGAAUCAGAGUAUGACCACUUUAGCACACAAGACCUUGAUGUUGAUGAUUGAACUGUGAAGUGUUAAUUGGGAGCGCACUUUGGACAAAUGAUGGUCCCCACUUCCUAGUCAAGAUUGAAGUUUGGAUUGCUAAUAUUUUUAGAUUUUUCUGUGUUUGUAAUUUGACCUCCUCAGUAACAUACUGCAAUGUGGUAAUGUUGUAUGAUGUAUUCUCAAGACCUGAUGGGUUAUUUAUGUUUGAAGUCUAACUUUUGCCUA
Molecule: messenger RNA, 2913 nt
Organism: Lotus japonicus
Lineage: Eukaryota; Viridiplantae; Streptophyta; Magnoliopsida; Fabales; Fabaceae
Product: protein FAR1-RELATED SEQUENCE 5-like
Exons: 4
Coding region: 295-2706 (803 amino acids)
Biological process (GO): regulation of DNA-templated transcription
Molecular function (GO): zinc ion binding
Source: RefSeq, a predicted model, not a curated record